Molecule: messenger RNA, 2131 nt
Organism: Panicum virgatum (switchgrass)
Lineage: Eukaryota; Viridiplantae; Streptophyta; Magnoliopsida; Poales; Poaceae
Exons: 8
Coding region: 408-1208 (266 amino acids)
Source: RefSeq, a predicted model, not a curated record
CGAUCCGCCAUGACGACGGAACACGAGACUUCUUCCCCCUCUCGGUGCUCCGAGUUCCCACCCUGGGUCCUCCUCGACACGGUAGUGCGCGUCCGCCGCUGCGAGAACGAGACCACCGCCCAUGCCACGAACAGUGCCGGCCGCCCCAUCAACAUGUCCUUCGAGGUCGUCGACCCUCCAGGCCUCUCCCACUGCGUCAUCGACUGCCCCGACCUCACGGAGGACGAACCCACGGCCUGCGUCAGCGGCGCCGACGGCGCCUUCCUCCUCAUGCGCGUGUUCUUCCCCGAGCGCGACGGCAGACAGAUGUUCGACGACGUCUUCGUCUACAAACAAGGCCGGCCCGGGGGCGCCGCCGUCGCUCUGCCGUCUACCGCAACCCUACCCGGCUCGCCUUCUUUCCAAGCAUGUCGGCGUCUUGUCCUGCGGCGCCGGCGAGCACUGCUUGGUCGUGUGGCGCGGAUUUGUGUUACAAGUUUGAUCCCACCAAAGUGUUCUCCGUCUCAGGAGACUCGCUGGCCUGGGUUGAUUUCCAGAUCGGUAUUCUGCUGUGCAAAAAUGUUGACGAGGACCCUGAGAUGCUGCUGAUCCAACUCCCCACAUUGCUGGCCGCCAACAAGGAGAGAUAUCGUGAUUGUUACAGUCCUGAUUUGGAUCCGAUUCGGGAUGUUACCUUCAGAGACGGCCGGUUCAGGUUCAUCGAGAUGGAAUUUCUGGAGUUCGCUGACACCGACACCUUUCAGCUACGAUGGAGGGCCACCGUGUUUGAGAGCACGGUCAGUUCUAACUGGGAGCGGUUCUGCACUGUCAACUCUGAUGAGAUUUUGCCCUCAGAUUCAUGUUAUUGGUUUCCUGAGACCGAUGAUGAGAAGGGGAACGAGCCAAUCUUGAACAAGGUGAUAAGCCGGUCACCCAUGCUGGAUCUGUACCAUGACGAUGUUGUCUACAUCAUUGCCAGGCAGAAGCCAAGAGAUCCAAACGGUUGGGUGCUUGCUGUCAACACCAAAAGCAAAAAACUGGAACAAGUGAGGUCCUACUCUGCUGACAGGUUGUAUUUCCAUCGCUUUUACCUGCAAUGCGCCUUCUCCAAGUAUCUCAGCAAGGCUCCAGGGGUAUUGAUGGAGAAUACCAGCAAGGGAGACCAGCGACCGUUUAUUUUCUGUGUUACCUCUAUACUGGUUUUUCAACCAGUUCAGGAAAUUUGGUAAGCUCUUGAAACAUGAGUGUUAUAGUGAGGUCUGGCGACUACUUCAUGGUGAUUUAGCAUCGAUUCUGAAUAUUCAUAUUCAACAAGUUGUCGAAUAUGCUGACAGCAAUGGUCAAGGUGAAGCUGCCUAUAAUGCUGUGGCCAUUUACAAGCAAGCUACAAAAGAGAUUGACAUCUCUUGGGGUAACCUAUCAGCAUGUGCUGAAGUAAUAGGAGACAAUUGAUGCUGCGGUUGGAGCUUUAGACGAUCUAUUACAAAUGGUACCAUCAGAAGUGCUGGAUUUAGGGAGGCAAUUGAUUGCAGUUGCAAUUGGUAAUGAAUCUGUUGAUGAAGUGGUCAUUGCUGAGAAGUUUGAAUCCCAAGUACUUACUGCUUGAUGCAACACCCUGCUGAAGGUUGACUAUCGUGGACCAUUCUAAUAGGAUUUACAGACAAGCCGUGUGAUCUUGAUUUCAAACUUGACUUUCCAGUAUGAAUACAUAUUGCAGAUCUACUAUCAUUUCUUUAAACAUCAUGAAUAUUUCAUUACUCGUCUAUAUAUAUAGUAUUUGAGACAGACGGAAGGAAACAACUAUGCGGCUACUAUGUAUGUGAGUUCAUCCACACGUUUUGCGGUGGCACCAAGAGGAUGGCGCAACAAGAAUCUGAUAUUUGAAAAAUGAAAGGGGACCUCAUUGAACCUGAAAGAAUUAGUACAAUUCAAGAAGCAAUCUGUGAAUUCCUGCUAGAUGAGGUCAUAAAUCCCAACGGAGAAUUUUAUGCAAAUUAUAGGAUAAGCGUGGGUAACUUGAUCCAGAUAGGGACAAUGUUGAAGACAGUAAUAUUUGAAGUACUUGUUAGAAAACAACCUAUGUGGAUGGCAACUUGUAAUUUUUUAUCCCAAGUGCAUUAUUAUUUGAAGUAAAUGUCAUAUUCCAAGUGUA